AACCACAGAAGCUAUAAUGGUCCGUGACACAGGCGAUCAAAAAGCUGGCUUUCUAUAUAAGACCCAACACUCCACCAUGGUUUAUAUAUGAGCUUCUUCUUCUGUUUCUUAUUCCUCCUUGAAACGUCCCAUCUCUUCUUCUUGAUUCCUUUAGCUGUCAUCAAGAAUCCGAGAACCUCGUAGCUAAUAUACCAAUGGAUUCGUAUUACGUUGGGUAUGUGGACAGCGAGGAGCCACACUUUCUAGAAUCUUGCUCUCUUUGUCGCAAAACCCUUUCUAUCAACUCUGACAUUUUCAUGUACAGAGGAGACAUGGCAUUCUGUAGCCAAGAGUGUAGGCAAGAACAGAUUGAGUCUGAUGAAAUCAAAUCAAAGAGCUGGAGAAAAACGUCGUCGUCUUCCGGAUCAUCUCUCCGGAAAUCGUCUGAUCCGAAAGAUUCUGUCGCCGGGGAAACCAUACGGACAAAAACUCUCAUCAUGGCUUAAUUAGUACUUAUUGCCUCUUCAUCCGACCUUUGUAGAUUGGAUGUGGAGUUUCUUAAUAAAGAGAGAGAGAGAGAACAGAGAAGCCAAAGUAUAUUAUUGGCUGUGAAGUUUUUUUUGUUCUAUCUGCUUAAAUUUUUGGUUCUAUUUUUUACUUUUUACCACUGAGAGACGAGAAGAGAGAUCUUUGUGUGUGUUUCUUGAUGAUUCUCUCUGUUGUUUAAAGAGAAGAAAAUAAUGCAAAACCGAAGUUUCUUUUACAAUUCAA
Messenger RNA from Camelina sativa (false flax), 750 nucleotides. Its product is annotated as FCS-Like Zinc finger 3-like. The record is from RefSeq and is a predicted model, not a curated record. NCBI's taxonomy places the organism in Eukaryota, Viridiplantae, Streptophyta, Magnoliopsida, Brassicales, Brassicaceae.